AUGGCGAUGACCCUGUUGGAAGACUGGUGCCGGGGGAUGGAUGUGAAUUCCCAGAGAGCCCUGCUGGUUUGGGGGAUCCCAGUAAAUUGUGACGAGGCUGAAAUCGAAGAGACCCUGCGGGCCGCCAUGCCCCAGGUGCCCUAUCGCGUGCUCGGGAGAAUGUUCUGGAGGGAAGAGAAUGCGAAAGCUGCCUUGUUAGAGCUCACAGGCGCUGUCGAUUACGCCGCCAUCCCCAGGGAGAUGCCGGGCAAGGGAGGGGUCUGGAAAGUGGUCUUUAAGCCUCCGACUUCCGAUGCUGAGUUUUUAGAACGGUUGCACCUCUUCCUAGCGAGAGAGGGGUGGACCGUGCAGGACGUGGCACGAGUCCUUGGGUUUCAGAACCCCGCGCCGGCCCCAGGGCCCGAAAUGCCAGCGGAGAUGCUAAACUAUAUUUUAGAUAAUGUUAUUCAGCCUCUUGUCGAGUCCAUAUGGUACAAGAAGCUGACUCUGUUCUCGGGCCGGGACAUUCCGGGGCCGGGGGAGGAGACCUUUGAUCACUGGCUGGAGCACACUAACGAGGUCAUGGAGGAGUGGCAGGUGUCCGACCUCGAAAAGAGGCGGCGGCUGGUGGAGAGUCUUAGAGGCCCCGCCGCGGAUGUCAUUCGCAUCCUCAAGACCAACAACCCGGCCAUCACCUCUGCCGAGUGCCUGAAGGCGCUGGAGCAGGUGUUCGGGAGCGUGGAGAGCUCCAGGGAUGCUCAGGUCAGGUUUCUGAACACCUACCAGAACCCGGGCGAAAAGUUGUCCGCUUACGUCAUCCGCCUGGAGCCUCUGCUGCAGAAGGUGGUGGAGAAGGGGGCCAUAGAUAAAGAUAACGUGAACCAGGCGCGCCUGGAGCAGGUCAUCGCGGGCGCCAACCACAGCGGGGCCAUCCGGAGGCAGCUGUGGCUGACCGGGGCUGCCGAGGGGCCGGCCCCGAACCUCUUCCAGUUGCUCGUGCAGAUCCGCGAGGAGGAGGCCAAGGAGGAGGAGGAGGAGGCCGAGGCCGCCCUCCUGCAGUUGGGUCUGGAGGGGCACUUCUGA
Messenger RNA from Chrysochloris asiatica (Cape golden mole), 1062 nucleotides. It is a transcript of the gene PNMA1, whose product is annotated as paraneoplastic Ma antigen 1. Bases 1 to 1062 code for a protein of 353 amino acids. The record is from RefSeq and is a predicted model, not a curated record. Lineage: Eukaryota; Metazoa; Chordata; Mammalia; Afrosoricida; Chrysochloridae. The transcript has a single exon.